GUCAUAAAUGCUAUGCGAAGGCUUAACAUACACAGGGUGGGGCAGUGGGUUCUGAUGAUUUAUAGAGUACUGCGGUUGGAUACUUAAGGUAUGCAUUGUAUGUAUUGGUCGGAUCGUAUGAAAUGGAUCAAAUUGUGGUAGUGCGUCCACUGUACCGGUAGCAAUCAUAUUGCCCAUGCGACGGUCGGUUUUUUUAGUAACAUUCGCAUUAUCGUAGCGAAAUCCGUAUGACAUCCGCACCAGUCGGAAGAUUUGCCCCUUCGAUCAAUUUCGUCGGCAUUACCGACGGACCGAUACGUGCGAUCCGUCCCCUGCCGGUCAGUGGACGCAUAUGUAUAACUUACUAUACUAAUAAUUCUAAAAUCCGUUUCAUACGAUGCGUACGUAUGGACGCGUACCUUAAAGUGGAUAAGAUAAACUAGUUUGUCGCCAGAUUAAAGUUUAUGAUGUUUAGUUAUAUUUUAUCAGUAAUCAUGGACACAUGGCCUGUGAAUCAGCGCGUUUUUGCUGUUACGACGUUUAUUGAGUGUAAAUCAAUUAUAACUGUACAACGAAAUUUUCGACGACAAUUCAAUAUUCCUGUUGGAGGCAAUGUUCCUUCACGGAAUUCAAUCUUAGACUGGUAUUAUAAAUUUCAAAAUACUGGUUCUGUUUUAACAACUUAUAAAGGCAGCCAAAAAAGUGUAAGAACACCAGAAAACAUUGAACGAGUACGUCAAGCAAUCGAUCAAAGUCCACAACGCUCGACAAGACGCCAUUCUCAGUCGUUGAACUUGUCCACCAGAACUGUUCGAAGAAUUUUACAUAAUGAUUUACAACUUUUUCCAUAUAAAGUACAGAUAGUGCAACAACUCCUUCCGAAUGAUUUUGAUGAAGCACAUUUUCAUUUAUGUGGUGUGGUAAACAAGCAAAACUAUCGUUUUUGGGCUUCAGAAAAACCUAGUUUGUUACAUAAAACUCCUUUGCGUUCUGCAAAAGUAACUGUAUGGUGUGGCGUUACAUCAUUUGGCAUUUUGGGUCCGUACUUUUUCGAGGAAAACAAUGUGUGACCGUAACAUCUGAACGUUAUGUGGAAAUGUUGAACAACUUCUUGCCAACUGUAUUACAACGAUUAGGAGUACAUCAUAAAGAUCUAUGGUACCAACAAGAUGGUGCUACUAGCCAUACAGCGCGUAUUUCAUUGGCUGUUCUUAGACAAAUGUUUCCGAAUCGUGUGAUUUCGCGGAAUGGUAAUAUUGCCUGGCCAUCACGUUCUCCUGAUUCGACUCCACCUGAUUUCUUUUUGUGGGGUUAUUUGAACUCUAAAGUAUUCACUAAUAAGCCACAUACAUUACUAGAGUUAAAAGAAAACAUUAGACGGGAAAUUACAGCCAUCGAUGUGCAUAUCCUACAGAGAGUUAUGGACAGUACGAAAAAACGGAUAACCGACUGUAUAUAAAAUGGAGGCGGCCACUUAAGU
This is a messenger RNA of Sipha flava (yellow sugarcane aphid), 1459 nucleotides long. RefSeq lists its product as uncharacterized. The transcript is spliced from 2 exons. The record is from RefSeq and is a predicted model, not a curated record. Lineage: Eukaryota; Metazoa; Arthropoda; Insecta; Hemiptera; Aphididae. Gene Ontology annotation, molecular function: nucleic acid binding. Bases 444 to 1049 code for a protein of 201 amino acids.